Messenger RNA from Pogoniulus pusillus (Red-fronted tinkerbird), 1739 nucleotides. It is a transcript of the gene MAPKAPK2, whose product is annotated as MAPK activated protein kinase 2. Lineage: Eukaryota; Metazoa; Chordata; Aves; Piciformes; Lybiidae. Gene Ontology annotation, cellular component: nucleus; cytoplasm. Gene Ontology annotation, molecular function: calcium/calmodulin-dependent protein kinase activity; ATP binding; calmodulin binding. Gene Ontology annotation, biological process: toll-like receptor signaling pathway; intracellular signal transduction; response to cytokine. Bases 236 to 1417 code for a protein of 393 amino acids. The transcript has 10 exons. The record is from RefSeq and is a predicted model, not a curated record.
GGAGGAGGAGGAAGAAGAGGAGGAGGUGGAGCCGCCGGAGCCGCCGCACCGGAGCGGACCGAUUGCUCUUCGCGGGGCUGGGGCGCACCGGCGGGGGGAGGCGGCGGCGGCUCUGCUGCUGCUGCUGCUUUAACCCCCCCGACCUCCAGCGCUCCCCGAUCCUCUCCCAGCCCCAUCCGGCUGCCGAGGGGACUCCGCCAGCGCUCCCCAGUCCCGGAGCCCGCUUAGUUCCGCCAUGCUCUCCGGGGCCCCUCCGCCGCCCGCAGGUUUCCCCAACCCGCCGCCUCCGCAGCCUCCGCCGCCGCCUCCGCCGCCUGCCGCUCCCCCCCACGGGCCGCCGCUGCUGCCGUUCCCGGUGAAGGGAGGCCUGCAGAUCCGGAAGAAUGCCAUCACGGACGACUACAAGGUCACCACGCAAGUGUUGGGGCUGGGAAUCAACGGCAAAGUUUUGGAGAUCUUCAGUAAGAAGAGCGGCGAGAAGUUCGCUCUCAAGAUGCUGCAGGACUGCCCCAAGGCACGGCGGGAGGUGGAGCUGCACUGGAGGGCGUCGCAGUGUGCGCACAUCGUCCGCAUCAUGGACGUCUACGAGAACCUCUACCAGGGCAGGAAGUGUCUGCUCAUCGUCAUGGAGUGCUUGGAUGGUGGGGAGCUCUUCAGCCGCAUUCAGGACAGGGGAGACCAGGCCUUCACAGAACGAGAGGCUUCAGAGAUCAUGAAGAGCAUUGGGGAAGCCAUCCAGUACCUGCACUCGAUCAACAUCGCGCACCGGGACGUGAAGCCAGAAAACCUCCUGUACACCUCCAAAAGGCCAAAUGCUGUGCUCAAACUCACCGACUUUGGCUUCGCUAAAGAGACCACCACACACAACUCCUUGGCUACUCCGUGCUACACCCCCUACUACGUGGCCCCAGAGGUGCUGGGCCCAGAGAAGUACGACAAGUCCUGUGACAUGUGGUCCCUUGGUGUCAUCAUGUACAUCCUGCUGUGUGGGUACCCCCCUUUCUACUCCAACCACGGCCUGGCCAUCUCCCCUGGCAUGAAGAAGCGGAUCCGGAUGGGCCAGUAUGAGUUUCCCAAUCCUGAGUGGUCAGAAGUGUCAGAGGAAGUGAAGCAGCUGAUCCGAAACCUGCUGAAGACUGACCCCACCCAGCGCAUGACCAUAACGGAGUUCAUGAACCACCCCUGGAUCAUGCAAUCCAUGCAGGUGCCCCAGACCCCACUGCACACCAGCCGUGUGCUGAAGGAGGAGAAGGAUCUGUGGGAGGAUGUGAAGGAGGAGAUGACAAGCGCCUUGGCCACCAUGAGAGUGGACUACGAACAGAUCAAGAUCAAGAAAAUCGAAGAUUCCUCCAACCCUUUGCUGAUGAAGAGGAGGAAGAAAGCAAACCCCCCCGAGCCUGCUGCUCUGCCUCACUGAGGACAGCCCUGGAGGAGAAAGAGAGAGAAGGAGGAGGAGGAGGAGGAGGAGGAAGAAGACAAAAGCAAUAACUCUAUAGAGAUAAAUAUAUUUUUUAAGGAAAAACAAAAACCCAGAGGACAAAAACCCAAGCCAAAAAGAGAGACUCUUGCAGCCAGGGCUUGGAAUUCAGACAUUUCUACCAGCCUAGUCGAGGGCUUUUGAAGCUCCUCAGCUGUGUGUUUAUUUCCCACCUUUCUGGAGCAGAAGAAACCCCCCCCCCUCAGUAGGGUGGGGUUGGUGUUUUAUAGGUGAAUGCCACCAAAAAACAAAGGGAUUGUUA